GACGCGGCCACGUUGUCUUACGCGCCCAGCGCACCUGGCCCUGAGAACCUGGACACCGGCUCCCGCUUCCUGCCCCCCCCCCCGCGCCUCCCAGCUUAUAAAGCUUUGUGGGACGGUAGUAUUCCUACGCUCACUCUGCGGAGCACAACCGCUCAAGGGAAGGCCUGGCCAUCCCGAGACUCCAGCGCGCGGGCACGUCUGGAAUCUGGGCUCUAGAGGCGCCGCCCUCGGUCCGUUUAGCUAGCCUCUCCUCGCCGCCUAGGAGCAAAGAACCAGAGAGAGCACAGGAGAGUGGGGCUCCGCGCAGAGCUCGGCGCCCGGGCCCAUGCCCGUGCGCCCCCGCGGGCCCCCGCUAUGGCCUCCGGGAGCGUGGCCGAGUGCCUACAGCAAGAGACCACUUGCCCGGUGUGUCUGCAAUACUUCGUCGAGCCCAUGAUGCUCGAUUGUGGCCACAACAUCUGUUGCGCGUGCCUAGCCCGCUGCUGGGGCGCAGCGGAGACUAACGUGUCUUGUCCGCAGUGCCGAGAGACCUUCCCGCAGCGGCACAUGCGGCCCAACCGGCAUCUAGCCAACGUGACCCAGUUGGUGAAGCAGCUGCGCACCGAGCGACCGUCAGGGCCCGGCGGCGAGAUGGGCGUGUGUGAAAAGCAUCGCGAGCCCCUGAAGCUGUACUGCGAGGAGGACCAGAUGCCCAUUUGCGUAGUGUGCGACCGCUCCCGGGAGCAUCGCGGCCACAGCGUGCUACCGCUCGAGGAGGCGGUGGAGGGCUUCAAGGAACAAAUCCAAAACCAACUGGACCAUCUAAAAAGAGUAAAAGACUUAAAGAAGAGACGCCGGGCACAGGGGGAGCAGGCACGAGCUGAACUCUUGAGCCUAACCCAGAUGGAAAGGGAAAAGAUUGUUUGGGAGUUUGAGCAACUGUAUCACUCCUUGAAGGAGCAUGAGUAUCGCCUUCUGGCCCGCCUUGAGGAACUAGACUUGGCCAUCUAUAACAGUAUCAAUGGUGCCAUCACCCAGUUCUCUUGCAACAUCUCCCACCUCAGCAGCCUGAUUGCCCAGCUAGAAGAGAAGCAGCAGCAGCCCACCAGGGAGCUCCUGCAGGACAUCGGGGAUACAUUAAGCAGGGCUGAAAGAAUCAGGAUCCCUGAACCUUGGAUCACACCUCCAGAUCUGCAAGAGAAAAUCCACAUUUUUGCCCAAAAAUGUCUAUUCUUAACGGAGAGUCUGAAGCAAUUCACAGAAAAAAUGCAGUCAGAUAUGGAGAAAAUCCAAGAAUUGCGAGAGGCUCAGUUAUAUUCAGUGGACGUGACUCUGGAUCCAGAUACAGCUUACCCCAGCCUGAUCCUUUCUGAUAAUCUGCGGCAAGUGCGAUAUAGUUACCUCCAACAGGAUUUGCCUGACAACCCUGAGCGGUUCAAUCUUUUUCCCUGUGUCUUGGGCUCUCCAUGUUUCAUCGCUGGGAGACAUUAUUGGGAGGUAGAGGUGGGAGAUAAAGCCAAGUGGACCAUAGGUGUCUGUGAAGACUCUGUAUGCAGAAAAGGUGGAGUAACCUCAGCCCCCCAGAAUGGAUUCUGGGCAGUGUCAUUGUGGUAUGGGAAAGAAUACUGGGCACUUACGUCCCCAAUGACUGCCCUUCCCCUGCGGACCCCUCUCCAGCGGGUAGGAAUUUUCUUGGACUAUGAUGCUGGUGAGGUCUCCUUCUACAAUGUGACAGAGAGGUGUCACACCUUUACUUUCUCUCAUGCUACCUUCUGUGGGCCUGUCCGGCCCUACUUCAGUCUGAGUUACUCGGGAGGGAAGAGCGCAGCUCCUCUGAUCAUCUGCCCCAUGAGUGGGAUCGAUGGGUUUUCUGGCCAUGUUGGGAGUCAUGGUCAUUCCAUGGAGACAUCCCCUUGAAGUAGUGAACGCAGACUAAAAGGGCUGUUGGCUAUAAUUGUACCCCAGGCACAAGGCAUCUUGUUGCCUUGCCGAUUCCUGUCUGUCACAGCUGGGUACCAUUUUCCAUGCCCUUGCAGAGGCAGACAGGAUGUCCAUGUUCUCUACUAUCCUUUUCCUUCCCCUGCAAAUUGUGAGAUGUAACAAGAAGUAUCAAUAUUUCCCAAAAAUAAAAACCAGGUGUCCUCCUUCAGUGUUUCACAUUUUUUGGUUUUACAUAGAAACCAGAUAAACAGCAAAUUAAUCUUUGGAUUUGGAGAGCCACUCAAGUUACUUAAACCAUCUUGGCUUAGCCUGGCUUCCUCUGGCUCAGCCCACAUAAUAAUCAUGGGAAUUUACUGCCAUUUCUUGACUAGGGAUCCUUUCUGAGAACCUAGAAUGGAACUGCAAGGCCCUGUUAGCAUGGCUUCCUUUACUCCAAUUUUUUCUUGGAAAAGUACGUCUACCCUUGAUUUUCAGUCUGCCAGUUUUUUACUAACAAGGGUCUGUAUGUGUUCGGGUUAGUUACAGUAUUUUACAAUAAUGGUGAAAAAUGGUCCCACCUCUACCAUGAGAGGAUAUUCUAAUCAGUGUUUCUGCCUCUAAAUCUUUUCUGGGGCUUUAUUUGUUCCCUUCAUACUAAUGACAAGUGUCUCCUAGUGCUGGGUGCACAUCAUUUUAGGUCACCAUCUACUAUUUCUAGAUCCUCUCCCAGGCACAUCUAUGGACUGGUGGUCAGUUAAACACUAUCUCUGGAAGAAUUCUAGUAUUCCAGAAAUUUGUUGCCUUUUUACCUCCUUCUUCUAUCUCCUCUGGGGGAUGGGGAAAUUCACCUUCAUAAUGUGUGUAUCAUCAAGGGGCAACUCCAUCCCAAAUGGCCACUGGAUCUUGAGACAUUCUGGAAUCAGAAGGCUAAAGCAGGUUACUUUGAGCAAGCCCCAUGGUGGUUCUUGGUCUUACUUCUCUUUGGGAAUAUGCUCCUCUGUUUAAAAAAUAAAGUAAAUAUGGAUGUUGACAUUGCUGUUGUGUUGUGGGUCUUGGUCAGAUUGGGUUCACACAUGGAGCAAGUAGGGUGUCAACUUCCACUAUGGUUUCAGAAUCCUGUUCUGGCCAAUGUUUUUCUUACAUCUGGGUGAUAAAACUAGUUUCUUAGUGCCCUGACACUGACUCUAAUGGUGCUGAGAAAGUAAUGUUAGGGCCAGGCACUGUGGUGCAUGGCCAUAAUCCCAGCAGCUUGGGAAGCUGAGAAGUUCAAAGCCAGCCUCAGCAAUUUAGUAAAGCCCUGAACAACUCACUGAGACCCUGUCUCAAAAUAAAAUAUAAUGAAAGGGCUGGGGAUGUGGUUUAGUGGUUGAGCCCCUCUAUGUUCAAUCCCCUGUACCAAAAAAGAAAAAAAAAAGUAAUAUUGGAUAUUACUGGCUUGGAAUAUGUCAGAAGGCCCAGAUUUUGCUUCCUAACAGAACCACCAUCCCAAACCCUUGGGGUACCUGGUCACCAUGUACUGAGGAAGAAAUAUGAGGCAGCGAGGCUCUAUUUCCAGGAAUUUGAUCUUUUCUACUUCUGAACAUGGCUUCUGAAGACAAGAUUCUGUUAGCUAUAUAUCCUUUCAUUGAUGUUUGAUUGCUAUCAUGAGUUGUUGAUAAUGUAUCAUUUAUUUAUUCAUCAGGCUUUAUGAGAAAUAAUUCAGAGAUUACAGAAAAGGGAUUCCAUGAGGCUAGAUCAGCUUUUACCAUUUAAUUCUGAGAUAUAAAUGCAUAGAAUAACAGAUACAUGCAUAUAAAUUAUGACUCACAGAGCAAUGCUUGGAACAUAGUGUGAAGAGUAACAGACUUAACACAACAACCUCAUGAAGUGUGUAUUGUUGCCCUUAUUUUACAGAUAAAGAAACCGAAACAGGGUAAAUGACUUACUCUAGGUGUAUAGCUAGGAAGCAGCAGAGCCAGGAUUCAAACUGAUAUGGAACACAUGACCACAUACUUCAGAUUCUUACACAUAGUAUAUAUAUACAUAGAUUAUGCUUUUUACAUGGGAAAGGCAGAGCAGAGACUGGACACCUUGACGUGCCAGUUCAUCAAUCUGAGAUGCCUGCCUAUGACUAUUUACUGUAGACUUCAGGUUCUGUAACUGGAAAAUGGAGUCAAGACUUUCAUUCAAAAAAUCACAUUCCACUUUCACUUAGUCCCUUGGAGCAGGAAGGAAGAAUAAAGAUAACUUGUAUGCUUUCAAGGAAAUAUGCCCUUGAAAUGGACUCCUGGUUUUUACUGUCCCAGUGAUGAGGCUAUGGACAUAUCUAUAAGGGUAAAUCUUAAUGCUGGGUGAAAAAAGUCUUCAAAGACUAUAUACUUAUGAUACCCUUCUUAAAUGAACAAAAAAAUCAUGUGGGGAAGGGAGGAAAAGAAGAGGAUAUUGGUUGAUAAUGUGUUAUUAGCUUCUAAUUUGGGGGUGUGUGUUUAUAGGUAUUUAAGUUUUGUUUUUAAAUGCUAGUUUGGGGAUAAAUAAACUUGUAAAUAAUUCUAAUUUUACUCAUCUGCAGAAAAAUAAGAAACCUUUGAAUUAAUUGAGUGAGGAUAUGGGCCACUAAAGACAAACAUGGGACUCAGUAGGAUUCUUCUGGCUCUUCUUUAUUUCUUUCUUUGGAACAUCUAAAUUUUUUAAUUGGGGUUACAACAACAACUUUUUACUAAUGGAGGAGAAUUUUGUAUGUGUGUGUUUAUAUGCAUGUGCACACACACUUGGGUCUUGAGCUGCUCUUAUUUUUCCUGGUAUAGCCCAGAAUGCAGAGAGGAGCACCUUUCCCAAGAGCGGAUGAGGCCUAGAAGAGAUGUUCAGAAACUAAGGAACCUGAGUAUGCUUCCUAUCCUCUACCAUGUACAUUUUAGAGAAGAUGAGAGAUUAUGUCAAAAUUGCCUACCACUUAAAGGCACACUAUGAAAUUAAGAGCAAAUUGCUGUCAGAUGGUAAAUGAAAGUCAUUUGUUACUGUUAUCUAUUAACAUUUAUUAUGGUCAUUGAUUGUCUCUAACAAAGGGUAUAUGAAGGAGAAAAUCACAUCUCCCAGAAAAAUAAAACAAAGCUCAAAAGGUUCAACAAAUGGAAGACAAUGAUCCUUUGAUUCAAAUACACAAUAAACCAGUGUUGGGUAUCCUAGUUGAACCUGACUAUGGGGGAGAAUACAAGAUAACAUGGCUUCUGUCCUUGGAAAAAUAAAAGUCAAUAAGGAAAAAUAACAAAAAGAAGUAAACAAAAGAUUAUCUCAGGACCCUGUGUACCACAGUAAUCUUAAGAGGAAGCUGAAAUGCUAGGUCUACGUUUCUUAGUACCUUAGUCCCACCCCAAAUUCCAAAUCCUGCACUAUGUUAGGGAUUGAACUCGGGUCCUUGAAUCUGCAAAGCAAGCAGUGUACCACUAUGGGUUCCUUAGUACUCUUUUUUUUCUUGAGGGUGAGGACCUGAUGCCCACUAGCUUGGUCCAGCAAUAAAUAUUAACUAUGCAAUUAAUUUACUGAGUUAAUAUCCUGAACCUUGUUUAUCCCAGAAAUUCCUGCUAUGAGGUCUCCACAAAGAAUAAUGAGAAAGCCCCAAACCAAACCAGAGUUGGUGGGAUUUUUAUAAGGGAAUUAAUUGGAUCUGCCAAGUAAGUAUUUUAAAUAUUAAGACAUGCAAACAAUACUUGUAUUUGACAGUAUUGCCCCAGUUAUAUUUCCUUUUUUUUGUGUUGAAGAAGUGUAAAUUAAACAUACCUGGCUCAGUUGUUGCCUUAAUUUUGCAUUUGACCAUUUGAAAUGUAAGCAGAGCAUGUUAAGAUAACCCUUUUGGUUACACUCAUGUCUCUACCAGAUUCUUCAUUCAAAGCGCAUAUAGAAUUUGGAUUUUUAUGGGCUGUGAUGCCAAACCCAGUUCAGUUUGUGGUACGAAAGAAUGUAAUAGAAAAAGUGAAGAGAAUGAAUUUUAGUCUAGAAAGAUUUCACAUUUUUAACCUAAAUAUUAUUAUUUUUUCAUAUUUUUGGUACUGGGGAUUGAACCCAGGGUUUUUUAACCACUGAUUAUUACCCCCUACCACACCUUUUUAAAUUUUUUUUUUUUUUUUUAUCUUGAGACAGUGUCUUGCUAAAUUGCUUAGGGCCUUGCCAAGUUGCUGAGGCUAGCUCCAAACUUGAAAUCCUCCUGCCUCAGCCUCCCAAGUCACUAGGACAACAUAUUUUUUUAAUAAUAUGCCAAAACAACUUGCAUAGAUGCUUUUGAUAAGAUAAUACAUCAUUUCUUUUUUCCCUCUGCAGUUUUGAAAUGCUGGGAAUUGAACCUGGUGCUUCUAGAUGCAAACAAGUGUUCUACCGUCCACAACUGUUUUACUUCUGUAUUGAACCUUUCCUGAUAGAGACCUUUUAAGUAUACACAAAAAUGGGGAAAAUGUAUAAUGAAACCACCAUCCUAUCUCCCAACUUCAACUAUCAAUUUAUGAUCAAUAAUAUAACCUCAUCUCAAUUUUGAUACUCUCUCCCUCCCCAAUUCUAAAGUGAAUCCUGGUGACUAGGGAUAUAGUGCAGUUGGUAAAGUUCUUUCCCCACACGCACAGGUUCAAUCCCCAGCACCACAAAAAAAAAAAGAAAAAAAAAGAGAAGAGAAGAGAAAAAGUGAAUCCUAGACAAGAUAUCAGAAAGCAAGAUAAUUUUAUGAAUUUCAUAUAAGACACUCCAGGGACUAGGAGUAUAGCUCAGUGGUAGAGUGUUAAACACAUGCAUGAGGCCCUAGGUUCAAUCCCCUUACUAUAUGUGUUUUUUUGUUUUGUUUUUAUGUAGACCACCACUUUCAGCUUGUUUCCUUUUUAGUCUCCACCACCAUCUUUAAAUAAUUUGUUAGGCCUUUAAAUUUCCUCUUGUAGAAGACAUUUUCAUAAAAUUAUAGGAUGGCCUCUGGGGGAGUCCUACUGUAUAAUAAAUAUUAUUUAUUAGUCAAUAGUAAAAACAAUUACAUAUUUUAUUAUAUCUCAUCUUAUUCCAAAGAAGAUGUAAAGCCAUUUACAGCAAAAUCAAGAGAGCCACAGCCUAACAUGCCAUAAAGGAAGAAAGACUCAGGGUGGCACCAAAUUAAAAAAAAAAAAAAAAAUACUACGAACAAAAGUAAAUGCACAGCUUAACAUUCCAA
Messenger RNA from Ictidomys tridecemlineatus (thirteen-lined ground squirrel), 7054 nucleotides. It is a transcript of the gene Trim27, whose product is annotated as tripartite motif containing 27. Gene Ontology annotation, molecular function: protein binding; zinc ion binding. Lineage: Eukaryota; Metazoa; Chordata; Mammalia; Rodentia; Sciuridae. The record is from RefSeq and is a predicted model, not a curated record.